AUGCACAUUAUGUGCAUGACUUUGGCACAUGCAAAGUGCAUGAAGAAAUGGAGGCUCUUAGACAACAACAUGACGAAUUCUGCAAACAUUGCCACGGAUAACUUGAAAUAUUUGACAGCUCUGGAGAAAUAUUUGGAACCUCUUUAUAGGAGGAAUCCGGAGCAGUUGCCAGAUACAUUGAGUCCUUUAAUAUUCACGAUAAGGAUGAUCUACCAUACAUCGAAAUACUUUAACACAACAUACAGGAUUGCUACGCUUUUCCAAAAGAUAAAAGAAACCUGCGAUUUGCAAGUAAAGUUUUCACGUCUCCAAUCUUCGACUCUACCAGGAAUCGAGUACUAUGCAGAAGCUUUCACCAAGUUGUUCAUAACACUUGCCACCAAAAAAUAUGACCCUUUAGCACACAGGAGAGAAGAUUUCGACAUAGACUUUAUGGAAUACAAACAAUCAUGCCAGAAUGUCCUUUUAGAAUUAAAGGCUUUCGCAAGGGCUAGUUUGGAACCUAUUUUAGAUGUUGAAAAUGGACUGAUGCUGUUGCAACGUUUCGAUAAAUUGAAUUUGAACGCACUCAGGAUCGAAACGCUUUAUAUGGAGUUGAUGGAGAAGUUUGCGAAGGAGAUUGAAGAUAUUCGAGAUAUUUACAACUUGGAACGUAUAAAUCCGCCAAUACCAAGAAAUACACCACCGGUCGCUGGUAGAAUAAUGUGGGUUCGAAGUUUCUAUCUUCGCUUGGAAAAUAUCAUGAAUAUCUUCAAAACCAAAGACUGUGUCAUCCAGCACAAGAGAGCUCGCCGUUGCAUAAGGUUGUACAACAGUUUGGCCCAGGUGCUCCUUCAUUACGAAAUGUUAUACCAUACAUCUUGGUGCGAACACGUCAUCAUGAUCAAACACGCGUUAGCAGUACCUUUAAUGAUGAGGGAAUCGAGAACAGGAAUGCUUCGAGCUAAUUUUAAUCCUUAUGUGUUUGAAGUUCUAAGGGAAACAGAGACUAUGUGGGGCCUUGGUUUAGAAGCUCCUGACGAAGCAAUGGUCAUAGCCUACGACAAGGACAAAUUGAUGAGGAUGUACGAACAGAUUGCCAGGCUGGCUGAUCAGAACACGUUAAUCAGAGGAUCAAUUCCUAAAUUAUUCCUGAACCUGAUGCGAGCCCAGCUGAUGAAACUGGAUAACGCCUACAGGGCAGCGACUUGCACCAUUUUAUGGACAUCCUUGAAAGUCAACGAUUUUAUAACGAAUGUCGAAGAAGUUUUGACCAGGGUCAAACUGUUCACCAAAGAUGUUGCCGAUAUCAAAGACGCCCGUUGUACGAUAUUUUUAACGAGAUCAUCAGGACCAAGAAAGGAAUUGCAGACAAAAUCUAUUGCCUGUGAGGUUGCUUGUAUGGAGCUGGUUAAUAAGUUGAUUGAUUCGAUUAUUCCUGAGGAUAAACCGCAUAAAUAUGAAUGGAUGGACCUGGAAGAGGCUGCUAAACCUGUAGGGUCGUCGUCGCAAUUGAUAAAACAAUAUGCAGAGUUUAAGGAAGUCGAUGAAACAAAUCUGAGGGCUGACAUCAACAAUGUGCAUGCUGAUGCUAUUUAUUUGUUCGCCCAUUUUAGUCAGAAGAUGUUGGACGCCUUGGUGAGGGCUACCAAAAAUUCUUUGGAGAUACUCAAGGAAAGAGUUACAGAAUUGAACCCUGCCAAACCCAAAAACGCUCCAGUCCUUUUGGCAGACAUGGAGCUGAUGAUACCAAAUGCAGUAAUUAAACCACCAUUGGAACAAUUGAAUGCUGCUUUUCAGAGGGUCAUCAUGAAUGCUAUAACUACACACACUGCCAUUACCAGCUGGGGCAGGAAUGCUCCUACGAAAACAAAUCGAGAUGGUGUAAAAGCUGGUGGAAUUUACUUGAAGGAAAAAUACAGAACUUACUACACUUUGGUAUCGGAGCACAAGGAUGUAGUCAGGGCUGUUGUCAAUUUAGCAGCUGAUAUUCUCGAAUUGAGGAGGGAUUUUGAAAAUUUAACAAAUUCGUUCAAAGUCUAUGAACAUCUGUGGUCAGAAGAUCGAGAAGACCAGGUCAUCGAAUUUGUAAAUACGAAACCUCUGGUUGCUGAUAUUCGGGAGACUUUCAGGAUGUACGAUGACAGGGCUAUUGCUAUCCAGAAUUUGCCCGAGACUUACCAGAUUGGAAUCAUACUUAUCAGAACAGAGAAUUUGAAACGAGCUUUGAUCAUUGAAUCAAAUGCCUGGAAGAAACUUCUAGGAAAACAUUUGUUGAUUUACAACAAGCAGAUCUUGGUCGAAAUGGUAGACUUUAUCAGCCAGCAGACAAAAUUGUUGGCUAAAGAGUUAAAGGAUUUGGACGAUGUCAGAAUGGCUAUGCAGUGUUUGGAGGUUGUUCGAGAUAAUUUUAUCAGAUUGGAUAUGUCCUUGGCUUUGAUGGAAGAGACCUAUGCCACUUUUGCCCAAUUCAAUGUUGAUAUACCUCGAGAAGACACAGAUCGUGUGGACAGUUUGCGAUAUAACUUUAAGAACAUGCUCGAAUCCUCGAACAAGCAAAAGGACAUCCUCGAUCUGCAGCAAAAAUUGCAAAAGGAACUGGAAGAUGGUGUUUCUUCCUUUGCAGAAGACGUGGAGAGAUUUGAUCGUGAAUUUGACUUGAAUGGACCUAUGGUACCAGGAUUGGCAGCCAGAGAAGCCAGCGACAGAGUUUUGUUAUUCCAAGCAAGAUUUGAUGAAUUGUGGCGUCGUUUUGAAAUGUACGCCUCCGGAGAAAAAUUAUUCGGAAUGCCCGUCAAAGAUUAUCCAAUUCUGCACAAACGCAAGAAGGAGUUCAACUUGCUCAACAAACUUUACGAUUUGUACUUGAAGGUGAACAGAACCAUCGAUGGAUACUUCGAUAUGCCAUGGUCAGAUCUCGAUAUUGAUGUUAUAAUAACUGAACUCGCUGACUUCCAAAACAGGUGUCGCAAAUUGCCAAAAGGCAUGAUGAAUUGGCCAGCAUAUUUGGACUUGAAGAAGAAAAUUGAUGACUUCAAUGAGACUUGUCCUUUGUUAGAGUUGAUGGCAAAUAAGGCGAUGAAGGAUAGACAUUGGAAACGUUUGGAAAAUCUUACAAAGUGUACAUUCGAUGUGGAAAAUCCUGCUUUUACUUUGAGGAGCGUCAUGGAGGCACCUUUGUUGAAACAUAAGGAUGACGUCGAGGAUAUUUGUAUAAGUGCAGUCAAAGAAAAGGACAUCGAAGCCAAACUGAAGCAAGUCAUAGCCGAUUGGGCAGUCAUUGAUCUAAGUUUUGCUAACUUCAAAACCCGUGGCGAACUUUUGAUAAAAGGAGCAGAAACACAGGAAAUUGUCACAUUGUUGGAAGAUGCUUUGAUGGUCCUUAACUCUUUGCUGUCCAACAGAUACAAUGCUCCGUUCAAGAAGGAUAUUCAACUUUGGGUGUGGAAACUGGUGACCACUUCAGAAAUUUUGGAAAAGUGGUUGAUCGUCCAGAAUUUGUGGACGUAUUUGGAAGCUGUCUUUGUAGGCGGUGAUAUUGCUAAACAGAUGCCGGCUGAGGCUAAACGGUUCAGUACCAUCGACAAGUCCUGGGUCAAAAUAAUGUUUCGUGCCAGGGACACCCCCAACGUCAUAGACUGUUGUGUCGGAGAUGAGACUAUGAUUCAACUGCUGCCCUUUCUUUUGGACCAGCUGGAAACUUGCCAAAAGAGUUUGACAGGUUAUUUGGAGCAGAAGCGCCUGUGUUUCCCAAGAUUCUUCUUCGUAUCUGAUCCUGUUCUGCUGGAAAUUUUGGGACAGAGUUCUGAUCCUCAUACGAUACAACCACAUUUGCUGAGUAUCUUCGAUGCCGUUGCAAAGGUUGAUUUUGAUGAGAAACAAUACGAAAAAAUCAUUGCUUUGAAAUCAGCCCUGAAUGAAACCGUUAAUCUAGAACACCCCGUCAUUUGCAUCGGAGGCGUCGAAAACUGGCUAACAAAUCUUUUGGCGAGCAUGAGGGAAUCCAUAAAGGGCGUCUUGGCUCAUAUGGCGGUUAAUUUGGCAGAUCCGGAGUUUGAAUUCGUCAAACAGUUUCAAGGAUUUUGCGGACAGGCUGGUUUGGUAGGCGUCCAAAUUCUAUGGACUAACAAAUCAGAACAAGCCUUGCGUCGUGCCAAAGUCGACAAGGGCAUCAUGAAGAAAACAAACCAGGAUUUUCUGGAUUUACUCAACAGUCUUAUCGAAUUGACCAUUUUGGAUCUCACCAAAAUCGACAGGAUAAGAUUUGAAACCAUGGUCACCAUUCAUGUCCAUCAGAGAGAUAUCUUUGACGAUAUGGUUCGUCUGAAGAUCAAAUCACCAAAUGACUUCGAGUGGCAGAAGCAAGCCAGAUUUUUAUAGAGAGACACUGAUGAAGUCAUUGUUGGGAUAACUGAUGUCGAUUUUAUUUACCAAGAUGAAUAUUUGGGUGUUACGGAACGUUUGGCUGUUACACCACUUACUGACAGAUGUUAUGUGACUCUGGCCCAAGCUUUGGGCAUGCACAUGGGAGGUGCUCCUGCAGGACCGGCAGGAACUGGUAAAACAGAGACCACCAAAGACAUGGGUCGUGCCCUUGGAAAAUUGGUCGUCGUGUUCAAUUGUUCUGAUCAGAUGGACUUUAGAGGUUUGGGUCGCAUCUACAAAGGUCUAGCCCAAUCCGGUACAUGGGGAUGCUUUGACGAAUUCAACAGAAUAGAAUUGCCGGUGCUAUCCGUAGCUGCUCAGCAAAUCUACAUUGUAUUAAAUGCCAAGAAGGAACACAAGGCUUUCUUCAUAUUCAGUGAUGGUGACACCGUAUCUAUGAACCCUGAGUUCGGUUUGUUCUUAACCAUGAAUCCUGGCUAUGCUGGUCGACAGGAGUUACCAGAGAAUUUGAAAAUCAUGUUCAGGACUGUUGCGAUGAUGGUUCCUGAUAGACAGAUCAUUAUUCGUGUCAAGUUGGCUAGUUGUGGAUUUAAGGAAAACGUUAUUUUAGCUCGUAAAUUCUACACUUUGUACAAACUUUGCGAAGAACAAUUAUCGAAACAAGUGCAUUACGAUUUUGGACUCAGGAACAUCUUGUCUGUUUUGAGAACUUUGGGCGCACAAAAACGUGCGAAUCCUUCGGAUUCUGAAGAAACCUGCCUUAUGAGAGUCUUGAGAGAUAUGAACGUUUCAAAACUGGUAGACGAAGAUGAACCCUUAUUCAUUUCCCUUAUCGAGGACAUGUUCCCGGGUAUCAAAUUGAGUCAUUUUGUGUACAAGGAUUUGCAGAAGGCUUUGGAGAACCAAUCGGCUAAAAUGAGUUAUGUAAAUCACCCUGAAUGGAAUUUGAAGUGCGUACAAUUGUACGAAACGUCUUUAGUCAGACAUGGAUUGAUGACGAUGGGACCGACCGGUUCUGGCAAAACUAGUUGUAUACGUUGUCUGAAUGCUGCUAUGACUGAAUGUGGACGUGUCCACAAAGAAUUGAGGAUGAAUCCGAAGGCUAUAACUGCUCCACAAAUGUUUGGUCGUUUGGACGCUGCCACCAACGACUGGACUGAUGGAAUAUUCUCCACUUUGUGGCGCAGGACUUUAAAAAUGAAGAAGGACGAAUUUGUUUGGUUGAUUUUAGAUGGUCCUGUUGACGCAGUAUGGAUUGAAAAUCUGAACUCUGUCCUGGACGAUAACAAAACUUUAACUUUGGCCAAUGGUGAUCGUAUCGUGAUGGCUCCAAAUGCCAAACUGGUCUUCGAACCAGACAACGUUGACAAUGCUUCACCAGCCACUGUUAGUCGGAUGGGAAUGGUGUUUCUGAGUGCAUCGGUGCUCAAGUGGCAACCCUUUUUGGAGGGUUGGUUGAGGCCGAGAAGGUCAAACGAAAUCGACUGUCUAAAGAGGUGCUUCUAUAAAAUCUACGAUGAUGUGCACACUUUUGUGCAGACUAAACUCAAGCCGAAGAUGACUCUGCUGGAAGCUAUUUAUAUCAGACAGUGCUGCGAUAUCUUGAAUGGUUUGCUUCAGUAUGGAGUCGAAGAAAUAGUUCACAUGUCGGACAGACACAUCGAACGACUAUUCCUCUUUGCCGUCAUGUGGUCCUUAGGAUCAUGUUUGGAAUUAGACGACAGACAAAAAAUGCAGGAAUUUGUACUGAAAGGAGGCACACAUAAGAUGGACUGGCCUAAAUUGCAGCCUGAAGAAGCUAUAUUUGAAUUGGUCACGGAGGAAGGACUGUGGCAACACUGGAUAAAUAGAGUCGAGGAGUUUAUAUAUCCUGAUGACAGUGUACCCGAAUAUGCCAGCAUUUUGGUUCCUAAUGUCGACAAUGUCAGGACUGCAUUGAUUCACUUGAUUGCACAGCAAGAAAAAGCAGUGCUUCUUAUAGGUGAGCAAGGAACUGCAAAAACAGUCAUGUUGAAAGGCUACAUGUCUCAUUAUGAUCCCGAAUAUCAUUUGAGCAAAAGUUUUAAUUUCUCAUCAGCAACCACACCAAAUAUGGUGCAGAGAAUUAUUGAAUCCUAUAUGGAAAAACGUGUGGGUACUACUUACGGUCCUCGCCAGAAAAAAAUGACGAUUUUCAUUGAUGACAUCAAUAUGCCUGUUUUUAACGAUUGGGAUACCCAGGUGACCAAUGAAAUUGUCCGCCAGUUGAUGGAGUGUCAAGGUUUCUAUUCACUGGAUAAACCAGGAGAAUUCUCCACGAUUCAAGACAUACAACUGGUUGCAGCCAUGAUACAUCCUGGUGGUGGAAGAAACGAUAUUCCUCCUCGUCUGAAAAGGCAGUUUAAUGUCUUCAAUUGCACUCUGCCCAGUAACAAAUCUAUGGAUUUGAUUUUUAAUAAAAUUGGAGGCGGCUACUUCUGUUCGACCAGAUUUGAUGAAGAGAUUGUAGACUUUAUGCCCAAGUUAAUUCCUGUCACACGUAUCAUGUGGCAACAGACAAAGGCAAAGAUGUUGCCGACACCAGCCAAAUUCCACUACGUGUUCAAUUUGCGCGACUUGUCCAGGAUUUGGCAAGGAAUUCUAAAUAUUCAACGUCUGGAGUUGCCGGAUAUACAAAUGGCCUUCAAGCUUUGGAGACACGAGUGCACUCGAGUUAUUGCCGACAGAUUUACCUCCUACACGGAUCGUGACUGGUUCGUCAACAAUUUGAAAAAGGUUAUCGAAAAAUUGUUACCAGAGUAUGUAGAGUUAUACCCUGAAGAAGAAACGUUCUUUGUAGAUUUUCUACGAGAACCACCAGAUGUUACAGGAGAUGAACCUGAAGACUUUUGUUUCGAUGCUCCCAAGAUAUACGAAGAAAUUCCAAGUGUGGAGUUUGUGCUGAUGAAAGUGCAUCAAUUCAUGGCAUCCUUCAACGAGACUAUUCGUGGAGCCAAUAUGGACAUGGUGUUUUUCCACGAUGCUUUGGUGCAUCUGUUUACAAUAUCAAGAAUUGUCAGAACACCAAGAGGAAAUGCUUUGCUGGUGGGUGUCGGUGGAUCAGGAAAGCAGUCUUUGUGCAAACUGGCAUCGUUUAUGGCUAAUUAUCAGUUCCACCAAAUCACCAUGACCAGAUCAUACAAUGCAACUAAUCUUCAAGACGAUAUCAAGUUCUUGUAUAGAGUCGCUGGACAAAAGGGACAGGGUAUAUCAUUCAUUUUCACCGACAACGACAUCAAAGACGAAGGAUUUUUGGAAUACCUAAACAACGUGCUAAGCUCUGGUGAAAUUGCAAAUUUGUUCCCGAAAGACGAAUUAGAUGAGAUAACAUCAGAUUUAGUUCCCAAAAUGAAAAAGGCACAGCCAAAACGAGUACCAACUGGUGACAACUUAUACGACUUCUUUAUAGAGAGAUCCAGGGCCAAUUUGCACAUCAUUUUGUGUUUCUCACCGGUUGGUGAAAAGUUCAGAAACAGAUCACUCAUGUUCCCGGGUUUAAUUUCUGGUUGCACGAUGGAUUGGUAUCACAGAUGGCCGAGGGAUGCUUUAGUUGCUGUGUCGGAACACUUUUUAGGUAAUUUUGAUAUGGUGUGUUCUCCUGAAAUCAAAGAAGAAGUCAUACAAAUCAUGGGUGUCGUGCAGGAUGGUGUGGCAGAUACUUGCAUAGCUUAUUAUGACAAAUUCCGUCGCCAGACGCACGUGACACCAAAAUCCUACCUCUUCUUUUUGGACGGAUACAAAAAAAUCUACAAGGACAAACACGAAAAUAUUGCCUUGAUGGCUUACCGGAUGACCACGGGUUUGGUCAAACUGGUAGAAGCUGGUGAGAGUGUCGAUAUUUUAAAACAGGAAUUGGAAGUUAAAAACAAGGAGAUUCAAGUCGCUUCUGCAAAGGCCGAUAUUGUGUUGGCCAGUGUCACAGAAUCCCAAACAGCUGCCGAAGCAAUCAAAGUAGAAGUGUUGGAGGUGAAAGAAAGAGCCUCCCAACUUGUGGAGGUUAUUUCUGAGGAAACAGCAGUUGCUGAAGGUAAAUUGGAGGAAGCCAGGCCUGCUUUGGAGGCUGCUGAAGCCGCUUUACUGACUAUUAAAGCUGCUGAUAUAGCAACUGUCCGUAAAUUGGGCAAGCCUCCAUACCUAAUUACAUUGAUUAUGGACGCCGUUUUGAUUUUGUUCAAAAGGAGAGUUGAACCUGUUCAUCCUGAUCCUGAAAAGCAAUUCUUGAUGCCAUCGUGGAACGACUCUCUUAAGCUCAUGGCAGAUACAAGAUUCUUGUCAAAUUUAAUCCAGUUUCCAAAGGAUGAAAUUAACGCUGAGACUGUAGAUCUUAUGAUUCCUUAUCUAAAUUACCCCUUGUACACUUAUCAAAAUGCAAAAACUGCUUGCGGUAAUGUAGCUGGUCUUAUCCAGUGGACAAUGUCGAUGGCACAAUUCUUUGGAAUCAACAAAGCUGUACUUCCCUUAAAGGCUAAUUUGGCUCGUCUCCAAGGCAAGUACAUGCGUGCCAAGGCUGAUUUGGAUGCUGCAGAAUCUUUGCUGAAAGCCAAAGAGAAGGAAUUGGCAGUUGUGCAGGCUGAGUUUGAUGCUGCGAUGGCUUUGAGACAGGCCGUUUUGGACGACGCGGCAAAAUGCCAAGCCAAGAUGGACGCAGCUUCGGCUCUGAUUGGUGGACUGUCCGGUGAGAGAGUGAGAUGGACAGAGCAAUCUGCACAGUUCAAGAGCGAGAUAGACAGAUUAGUCGGGGACGUGCUUUUACUAACGGGCUUCUUGUCGUAUGCUGGACCGUUCAACCAGGAGUUCAGACAGUUAUUAGAAAAAUCAUGGUACGAAGAGAUGUUUUCGAGAAAAAUUCCAGUAACUGCAGGACUGAAUAUGGUCGAUUGCUUAACUGAUACUGCAACUAUUGGUGAAUGGAAUCUCCAAGGUCUACCAAACGAUGAACUGUCUAUCCAAAAUGGUAUUAUUGUAACAAAAGCAGCAAGAUUUCCACUUUUGAUUGAUCCGCAGCAGCAAGGCAAAGCCUGGAUUAAAAACAAGGAAAAAGAGAACCAUCUCAUUGUAUCCGCUUUGAAUCAUAAAUACUUUAGGAACCAUUUGGAAGAUGCAGUCUCUUUAGGUUAUCCGAUGAUUAUAGAAGACAUCGGAGAAGAAUUAGAUCCUGUCUUGGACAAUGUACUCGAGAAGAAUUACAUUAAAAUGGGAAACAGUUACAAGGUGAAAGUUGGUGACAAAGAAGUGGAUGUGUCUUUUGAUUUCCGUCUGUACAUUACGACUAAACUUCCAAAUCCAAGAUACACUCCAGAAGUGUCCGCUAGAACUUCGAUGAUUGAUUUUACUGUAACUAUGAAAGGUCUCGAAGAUCAAUUGUUGGGUCGUGUCAUUCUGACGGAGAAGAACGAAUUGGAAACAGAACGAACUAAUUUGAUAAUGGAUGUGACUGCAAAUAAGCGCAAAAUGAAGGAGCUGGAAGCUAAUUUGCUGCACAAAUUGACAACUGUUCAGGGUUCCCUAGUCGAAGACGAGACUGUCUUAGGAGUGUUGAACAUUACCAAAACCACAGCAACUGAAGUCAGGGAAAAACUCCAAAUCGCCUCCGACACAGAAAUCAAAAUCAACGCUGCUCGUGAAGAAUUUAGGCCAGUGGCGGCCAGAGGCAGCGUUCUCUAUUUCCUGGUCACCAAAAUGGCAAUGGUGAACAGCAUGUACCAGACGUCCCUGGUUCAGUUUCUGGAACGUUUCGAUUUGUCGAUGGCCAGAUCGGAAAAGAGUCAAAUAACCAGCAAACGAAUUCAUGCCAUCAUCGACUAUUUGACCUACGAGAUUUUCAAAUACAAGAGUCGGGGGUUGUACGAGGCCAACAAGUAUCUGUUUGUGCUGAUGAUGACUAUGCAGAUCGAUUUGCAGAGGGAGUAUAUUACUCAUGAGGAGUUCCAGAACUUUAUAAAAGGUGGUGCUGCCUUAGAUCUGAACGCUUGUCCAGAAAAACCAUUUAAAUGGAUCACUGAUGUAACCUGGUUGAAUUUAGUCCAGUUGUCAUCUCUGAGACACUACCAAUAUAUUUUGUCCCAUGUGCAAAACAAUGAAAAGGGAUGGAAAAACUGGUUCGACAAAGAAGCACCAGAGGAAGAACCUUUGCCAGACGGUUACCAGAUGCUGGACGUUUUCAGAAGACUGCUCAUGGUUAGAUCGUGGUGUCCAGAUCGAACCCUGGCACAGAGCAGAAAGUAUGUGAUGUUGUCCAUGGGUCCAAAGUUUGCAGAACCGGUUAUUCUUAACUACGAGACACUUUUGGAAGAAAGUCGUCCCAUGACUCCGAUGAUUUGCUUUUUAUCUAUGGGUUCAGAUCCGACACCGUAUAUUGAAUCGUUGGCCAAAAAAGUUGAAAAUACUGUAGGGUCUAUAUCUAUGGGCCAGGGCCAAGAGGUGCACGCGAGAAAGUUAUUGGAUGAAUGUAUGCAAACUGGUGGUUGGAUUUUGCUCCAAAAUUGCCACUUGGGCCUAGAUUAUAUGAACGAGUUGACGUUGGUGUUGCAGGAAACUGAAAAAAUAGGACCAACAGCUUAUCAUCCAGAUUUUCGAAUUUGGAUAACAACUGAAUGCCAUCCAAAGUUUCCUAUAACUUUGCUGCAGCAGUCGAUAAAAUUUACGAAUGAACCUCCUGCGGAAAUGGAUAAAGAAAAUUUCAAGACCGAUCCCCAUGCAUAUAUGCCUUUCGCUAAAAGCCUGCGCCCGAAGGAGACAGGACCCGCAGCCCCAAACAUGACAGAGCAGAACUUUCCGUCGUUGGCAGGAGGCUCCGGUGCAAAGGGCCCCCAGAUGUCACAAAUUAAUAAUUGGAAUAGAGGCGCCGCCAAUAGAAAUAAUAAUAGGAAUGGACGCAGACGUAGGCGAGGCGGAUGGGAGGCUCAGCAAGGCCAACAGACCAAUACCACUCAGGCGAUGUUGGACACCAUAAUAUCUAUCCAGCCGAAGGAAUCUGGCGGCGGAGGCGGCGAGAGCAGAGAAGCAGCAGUCACCAGGCAGGUGCUUGAGAUGCAGUCCAAGUUGCCGCCUGAUUACGACCCGUUCGAAGUCAAAGAGAGAUUGAGAAUAAUGGGUAUUUUAUCUUCGAUGAACAUUUUCCUUCGGCAAGAAAUUGAUCAGAUGCAAAGGGUCAUCAAGUUGGUUCGGAUUACGCUCAAAGAUUUAUUGUUGGCCAUUGAAGGAACCAUCAUUAUGAAUGAGGCCCUUCGGGAUGCCCUAGAUAAUAUCUACGAUGCCCGUAUACCCAACGCCUGGCUUCGUGGCAGCUGGAAGUCCAGCUCUUUAGGUUUCUGGUACACCGAAUUGUUGGAAAGAAACGCCCAGUUUUCGACCUGGUGCUUCAAGGGACGCCCCGUGCAGUUUUGGAUGACUGGGUUCUUCAACCCCCAAGGUUUUCUAACUGCUAUGAAGCAGGAGGUUGCACGUGCACACAAAGGUUGGGCCUUGGACAUGGUGUCUUUGCACAAUGAUGUUCUGAAACAAAUGCAGGAGGAGGUUGCUGUGCCACCGGCGGAGGGUGUCUACGUCUAUGGUCUCUACAUGGAAGGCGGUGGUUGGGAAAGACGUCUUGGUCGUAUGUGCGAACCCAUCAGCAAAAUUUUGUACUGUGUCAUGCCAGUGGUGCAUAUCUAUGCCAUCAACUCUGUGGCUCCGAAGGACCCUAAACUGUACAUGUGUCCUGUUUACAAGAAGAAACAACGUACGGAUUUAACUUACAUCUGUCCAUUGUGGUUGCCUUCGGCCAAACCACCGGAGCACUGGAUCAUGAGGGGCGUAGCACUUUUGUGCGAUGUCAAAUAA
This is a messenger RNA of Ctenocephalides felis (cat flea), 12204 nucleotides long. It is a transcript of the gene kl-3, whose product is annotated as dynein heavy chain 8, axonemal. Gene Ontology annotation, biological process: microtubule-based movement. The record is from RefSeq and is a predicted model, not a curated record. Gene Ontology annotation, cellular component: dynein complex. Gene Ontology annotation, molecular function: minus-end-directed microtubule motor activity; dynein light intermediate chain binding; dynein intermediate chain binding. NCBI's taxonomy places the organism in Eukaryota, Metazoa, Arthropoda, Insecta, Siphonaptera, Pulicidae.